This is a messenger RNA of Ixodes scapularis (black-legged tick), 749 nucleotides long. RefSeq names its product histone H3-like. NCBI's taxonomy places the organism in Eukaryota, Metazoa, Arthropoda, Arachnida, Ixodida, Ixodidae. Gene Ontology annotation, molecular function: DNA binding; protein heterodimerization activity; structural constituent of chromatin. Gene Ontology annotation, cellular component: nucleosome. The transcript has a single exon. The coding region runs from base 201 to 749 and encodes 182 amino acids. The record is from RefSeq and is a predicted model, not a curated record.
ACUGGAGAAGGUAACGAAUGUUUAUAACCGUGCCGUUUCUAAAAUAACAAGGUUGGGAGUCUAAUUUUUGCUCGAUUCUGUGCUCUAACGUUGGUUCCACAUUAUCCCCACAAGUUUAGAUCACUUCAAUCGUGAAAUAUUGUCCUAGCGAGCCACGUGCGCUGUCCCUCGCAAGAAACUUGCCCAAAACAGCAUCCAGAAUGAACAAGCUCUCUGAUUGGCCGAGAGGCCUUGUCGGGAAGGAAGUUUCGCCACUCGCGCUGAGGCAGUUGGUCGUCAGGAGUCGAGGUGUGUUGCUGUUUGCUAGCUCUCUCGUUUUAUUGUCCCAACGUUUCGGAAUGGCCCGUACGAAGCAGACCGCCCGCAAGAGCACGGGAGGAAAAGCACCGCGCAAGCAGCUGGCUACGAAGGCCGCCCGGAAGAGUGCUCCUGCAACCGGUGGAGUCAAGAAGCCGCAUCGCUACAGGCCGGGCACGGUCGCGCUGCGUGAGAUUCGUCGUUACCAGAAGUCGACUGAGCUGCUCAUCCGCAAGCUGCCCUUCCAGAGGCUAGUGCGGGAGAUCGCGCAAGAUUUCAAGACGGACCUCCGCUUCCAGAGCUCGGCUGUAAUGGCCCUGCAGGAGGCCAGCGAGGCCUACUUGGUCGGUCUCUUCGAAGACACCAACCUCUGUGCCAUCCACGCCAAGCGGGUAACCAUCAUGCCUAAGGACAUCCAGCUGGCUCGUCGCAUCCGCGGUGAACGCGCUUAA